Molecule: messenger RNA, 855 nt
Organism: Rubroshorea leprosula
Lineage: Eukaryota; Viridiplantae; Streptophyta; Magnoliopsida; Malvales; Dipterocarpaceae
Source: the annotation of a GenBank genome assembly
CUUUUAUCAAUUUGUGGAAGAGAAGGCUUUACCCGUCUGGGUUCCUCUCUCCAUGCCUCUAUUCUUAAAAACCAUUAAUUCCUUCACCCUCAGAAUCCCGAUGAUUUCAAUGAUGACCUCCUCAUAUGAAACUCUCUUCUCUCUGUUUGUGUAAAAUGGAGGCUGGUCCUUGAUGAAUGUUUGCAAGAAAUGUUAUUUGGACAACGGCUGCUAAUACUUUGAAAUCUCAGGACUAGCUCUAAAUCGUUUAUACGAGGACAGUUCGAAAUUGUUUGCCAAGAUGCAUUUGGGAUCAGUGACUCCUAAUAAUUUGACUUAUUUGGCCUUGCUGGUGGCAUGUUUUGGUCUCCAGGAACUACAGGAGGGACGCCAAAUUCAUGGCCUUCUGUGGAAAUUGGGGAUCCAGUCUGACUUGUGCAUUGAGAGUGCACUCAAGGAUAUGUAUUCAAAAUGUGGAAAUGUUAAAGGUGCGUGGCAGAUAUUUGAUUCUGCUCAGGAUCUUGAUGCUGAAGGAAUCCAGAUUGAUCCAAACAUGGUGUCAGCCAUUCUUGGGGUCUUUGGUGAGGAUACGUCUUUGGGGUUGGAUUACCCUAAAACUCCACAUGGAGAAACUUAUAAAUUCGAAUACAUUGUUGUCAAAACAGUUCUAUAGGCUGUGAAUAUGGAAACAUUGCUUUGAAAUGGCUUUCAUGAAUCGAUUUAGUGAAGAAAAGAUGCCAGCCACUUGGCUAAGCAAUGAUGGGUUCUGCUCUGCCUUGUUCUCUCCAUUUCAAAUAUCAUCUGCAAUUAUUUUUAGUAUCUUCCAGGUAUGAGCUUUUUGGACAAAGAAGGUCAGAAUAUAAAACAUGGCCAAGU